AUGCGAGGCGUCUUAGCUCUGGAAUCUCUCAAGGGAGUGUGGGCCCCAAAAGCGAUCCUCUACUUUAGAGAAAAGUUCCCUUCUGCGGGAUAUAAGGUUCUCAGAAGCGCAGAACGCUCUGUUAACUCUGAAGUACACCUGCGGUACCGAGGGGGCCCCGACGCACAGGGAGGGAAACCUGCCCGGGAACACGAGGGGCCGGGUCCAGAGGCCCUCGACACGCGGCCCCGAGCCCGAGCCCCGGACCUUACCGCCGCUGGGCUGCAGAGGACGAGGCUGCCACUCAGGGCGGUUCUUCCGAGCCUGGGGCGCGGCUUUGGCGCCGCCGUUCCUGUGGCGCCCGCGCUUGGCGGCGGCCGAGUCCCGGCGGACUCACACUGGGGGAAGGGGUGGGAGAUCCGCGGCCUGCCCGGCGAGGCCCUGGAGUUCGAGGCCGGGGGACGCCGACCGUGCAUGCGCCCGCGAGGCAGCCCAAAAAGGAAGGGUCAGAGCGCGCCCGCGUGCCGAGAAGCAGCGGCGGCUGCAGGCAGUCUCACCGACUGCCUCGUCUGCCCUCACCCAACCCAGCCGCGGCCCCGCUUCCCCCGCGCAAGCUUUGGCGGCGGAGCAGCACGGCACAACGAAACAAAAAUGGGCAAGACAGAAAAAAAAAAAAAAAAACAAAACCUCCACUCUCAAGAAACUCCGUCUAGCAGGAGAAAUGGAUUGUAAACCACUUCAGUACAAUGUGUAAACAACCAUGACAGACACACAGAGCACUUGCACCAAUCUGGGUAAG
Molecule: messenger RNA, 778 nt
Organism: Lutra lutra (Eurasian river otter)
Lineage: Eukaryota; Metazoa; Chordata; Mammalia; Carnivora; Mustelidae
Exons: 4
Coding region: 1-711 (236 amino acids)
Source: RefSeq, a predicted model, not a curated record